AUGGCGAAAAAGUGGCAGAAAAUGGCGGUUCGAAGACGCAAGAGGAUCUCGUACCUAAGAAAUGAAGUGGUUUUGAAAUCUCCAGCGGUAAAUAAGGGCCACUUUGUUGUUUACAGCAUUGAUCGUAAACGAUUUGUGGUUCCUUUAGAGUAUCUUAGCACGAACGUGUUCAGAGAACUCUUUAAAUGGUCCGAAGAAGUGUUUGGGUUGCCGGGGAAUAGACCUAUCAUGUUGCCGUGUGAUAGUGUUUUCUUGAACUAUGCAAUCUCGUUAGUUCAAGAACGGAUUCCUGAAGAUGUGGAGAAAGCUUUGAUCACUUUCAUGAUCUAUGGCGACGCUCAAGAAACCGUAGCUAAUGCAAGUGGAAACCGUGGGCAAAGGUUUCGUCCCCGUGAAGAAGACGAAGGAUUGGGCGCGCAAUUUUCGUUCAAAGGAAUUUGA
Messenger RNA from Vicia villosa (hairy vetch), 441 nucleotides. Its product is annotated as auxin-responsive protein SAUR68-like. Lineage: Eukaryota; Viridiplantae; Streptophyta; Magnoliopsida; Fabales; Fabaceae. The coding region runs from base 1 to 441 and encodes 146 amino acids. Gene Ontology annotation, biological process: response to auxin. The record is from RefSeq and is a predicted model, not a curated record. The transcript is spliced from 2 exons.